Messenger RNA from Spirodela intermedia, 6177 nucleotides. Lineage: Eukaryota; Viridiplantae; Streptophyta; Magnoliopsida; Alismatales; Araceae. The record is from the annotation of a GenBank genome assembly.
AUGGGAUUGAGUUCCAUUUCGCGCAGAGUGGUCCUGGGUUCCCUGGCCCUUGCGGCAGCGACUGCAGUUUCCUCCUCCUCGAUAUCUUUCCUUACAGAAUUUCGUGCUUACGCUGAUGGGUUUGACCCCGAGACCCUGGAAAGGGGUGCCAAGGCUCUCCGGGAGAUCAACAGCUCUCCACAUGCGAAGCAGGUCCUUCCCCUGUUUACUCUUCUUCUUUUCGCUCUCUCGGUCUCUUUUUUUCUCUUAUGCACUCACACACUUACACACUAUUCCCGGGUACCAUGUUGUCGUCUGUCUGUAGUUUUCUAUAAUGUCUUUGGUUGCUUUAUCCUGCAUCAUUCACACUUGUGUUGUUCAAAACCUCUCAGGUAUUUGAGGUGAUGAGGCAGCAGGAGGACACGCGGCUAGCAGAACUGGCAGUCGAGAAAGCCCAUUUCAAAGCAGUGGAAGUAGAAGCGGAUAUUGUAUGCAACGACCCGUCUCUCUCUCCCUCCGAAAUGUGAACUCCUUUAACGCUCUGAAUUCAUUCUCUGCUUUCCAAUAGAGGGGUGUUCUUUCUUCGAGGAAUCAGAAUCAAAAGUCCUGAUCCGACAUUUUAAUCAAAACCAGCAUUAUUAGAUUUCAGCUAAUCAUGCUGGCUUUUUAAGGUGAAACAGAUCAACAAGGUCAAAGGUUUUUGGAUUUUUUCGUAGACCCACACAAAUAACUGAUGCUUGCUAGCUUUGACAAAUUGGUCCACUGCUGAUUUCCAUUUUUUCAUUUCCGACAAUGUCUUUUCAAAGCUACGUUUCUUCUAGAUUUAGGAGGAACUCCUACAUAUGGCGACAUAACUGAUAUUCUAUUAUUGAUUGCGUCUUGGGCUUCUAAGAAGGGUCGCACUGACCGUAUGAAAAUAGCCUGAGUGAGAGUCCUAAGGAGGAUAUUUUAAAAUCACAAGUCAUUGUGUGCUUUGAGACCUUUAGCCACUGAAGUACCUGGAGAAUUUUGUAUCAAUUUCUAAAUGGUAGCAUCAUUGUCUUGUGUCCUUGAAUCCACGUAUCAUUCUGAUGUAUUAUCUGACAUUCUCCUACUCUAUAGGAUGGAAGCUUUCCGAAUCUCGCCUCCCAUCCUAAAUUUUCUGUCGUGAAUUUUAAGAGAAAAAUAUGUGCCUUUUUGUUCCCGUCUGAAUUGAAGUUAUGAAGGAAACAAUUUUAGGGGUGGGCACGAAAAUUUUCAACUUUUUCUUUAUCUUUGCUUUCUCCAUCUUAGAGGAGUCUUCAAGUUGCAGAUUUUAUUGAUAUUUCUGAUUUGCACUAGUUGGGUAAGGACGGAAGACUUAAAUUUUUAGGGAUAAAUUUUAUAAGACUGAUAUUAAUAUGUAUUUAUGUUGUCUAUAAAUUAUCUUUUCGUCAGGUGCAUUGUUAUUGAUUAUUUUCGGUGCAGUUGUCAAACGCUCUUGAAUUGCUGCAGCGAUGGGAGUGCCAUCCCGUCGAAUUUACUUGGUGAAAUAUGUCUUUGUCAGCUAGCUGUGGGCUAUUUACUGGGAAACGAAUACAAGACGGCUUAAUUUUUUUUUCAGAUAUUUACAUUAUAUUUACAAGAGCUCUAUUAUAUGCCAAAAAGGAACCCAUAAUUGGAAUUCUAGGCUGCUGGUUAUAUUCUAGUGAAUGUGUCUGUCCAUUUUUCCGUAAAUUAUCUUUCUUCUUUGAUCAAAGUACUGUUUUCUCUUGUUGUCUUUUUUUGGCUCUUUUUUAUCUAUUAGAGAAAAGUAAUCGGUUUCCACGUUGGGAAAAGAUUACUACUUUCUUGAGGGUCCUACUGCUCAUGUGGAGCCUUUGGUUAUCUCCAGGGCUACGAACCUUUCCUUAGUUGAAGUCAGUUUUAGGGUAUCAUCUAUCUAUGUAAAUACUCAGUUCCUGCAUCCGUCUUGCUCGUCUAUUUUCGAGGAAGAUAGCCAUUGUUGCACCAAUUUCCGUAGUCUUUGUAAUCAGCCUUUUUGUUUCUUACAGUCCUUUUUUGUAUGACUCAUGCUGAACGUAGAUGGUGAAAGAUGCCUGAACCUUCAACUUUGCCUUUUUUACGUACCUGGUUUUUUAACCCUGCCCUGAUGUUGUUUCGGGAAGGCGCUCUUCUGUUGGUUAAUCUGUGUUCUUGAGGCACAUUUCUUUUUAGAGAAACAAAUGUUUUUAUGAAAUCUACUUGCCUGACUUUUUAGGUUUUAUCUUUUACAUACAGAUUUUCUAGCUCCCUCUGUGUGCAAGUAGUUCGGCUAGAACACCUAGUUGACACUCUUCCGGCUGGAAAUUAUUUGAUUCUCAAAUGGGCACCAGUUUCUUUCCGAAUUUGAUACACUCUCUGGUGGCAGGAAAAGCAGAGGAAAAUGUCUGAAGAACAGAGAAAUUUAGUUCAACAGCAAGCGCAGACAAAGGCACAAAUGUUACGUUACGAAGAUGAAUUGGUUAGGAAAAGACUGCAGGUUGGUGGAGUAAUAUUAAUGCCUUCACCUGAUCUGUUUACUUUGAGAUUUGACUGUGACAAUCUUUGUCCCCAGACUGACCAUGAAGCACAGAGGCGACAAAACGCUGAGCUUGUGAAGAUGCAAGAGGAGUCGUCUGCACGCAAAGAACAAGCCAGGCGUGCUACAGAAGAACAGAUUCAAGCACAAUUGCGUCAGACUGAGAAAGAAAGAGCUGAAAUAGAACGUGAAACCUUAAGAGUAAAGGCAAUGGCUGAGGCUGAAGCCCGGUCUCAUGAGGCAAAGUUGACGGAGGAACAUAACAGGAGAAUGCUCCUAGAACAAAUGAAAGGCGAAAGGGAAAAGUGGAUUGCAGCGAUCAAUGCCACUUUCAGCCAUAUUGAAGGUAUUGCGCUGAACGCUAAUCUGAGUUGUUCUGCCUUGGUUGGAUUAUUUGAUGUAUGGACGCUUCAAUUUCUUAAUCCAUUUACUGUAUAUAUUCGUUGACUCUGGAUACUGUGAAUCAAGAUUAAUUGACUUAGUGUCAUAUUUAUAUUUUGGAAAAUUGGAAAGCGGAAUAAGGUCUUACCAGACCUUGUGGCCUUCCUAUAACUAUGAACUAUGAAAUUGCCGUGAUGUUCUACGAUUCUCUACUUUUUCUCUGAACACACUCUUGCAUAUAUUAUAUGUUUGCCCUAUUCUAUCUAGCCUUUAAACUGUACUCUAAUGAAAUCCUUUAUGUGAGAAUCCCUCGUAAUGAAUCCAUUUAGUUUUUUCAUUUCUUUCUGAUGCGAAAUGCAGAAUUUUUCUUCGGUUUUUGACAUGGUUAGCCGAAUGCGGAUUCUAAUCUGAAUCCACCAAUAUGGAUCGGUCUCUAGGGCAUCAUGUUCCUGGCUGGAUUGGAACCGACCUGAGAUUGGGUCAGAUUGGGGGAGAAUCAAUGUCUUGGAUAAAAGAUGGAUUCUAGUUACAAACGUAAAUGGCCUAACAUACGACUGUGAAAACGCAUUAGAGUUUAAAAUAUGAUUCCUGGACAAGCUGUUAAUGUUUCAUAAGACCCCAACUGAUCGUCUGGUACCACAUUCUCCCUGAAAAUAUUCCCAUUUUCUGGGGGGGAGAGAGCUCAGGCGCGGGGUGGACGACCAGUCAGAGCAGGUGGCAGGCAGCAUAGGGAGUAUUUUGUUCCCUGUCGCUCUUCCCUCUUCCGCUUCCUUCAGCAUCGGUUCUGUCCUGUUUCUUUCUCCGACAGGCAUUAGAAUCUUGUAUGUAUGGGCGACGCACCAGCUCCACACGGGUCCUUGAAUAGUAUUAUUGAUAGUCGAUCUCCUUGUCAGCUGCCUGAUUCCAGGAGUGGAGAUGGCUAAAAUGCCCUUUUAUUGUUUUAUUUUUAUUUCAAGUAAGUCAGUCAUUGACUGCAAUUCGUGUUUGAAGUCUAAUUUAGUUUCAAGUUUUGUUUUUUUGUUGAAAGAAUACAACGAGUUUGUACACCCCAGAACACCCAUUAUCGCCCUCAAUAUUCAUACUGGAGCUCAACCUCGUUAUCUUCAUGAUGGAUGACACUGAUUUUUUUUCUUUAAACUGGAGCCAUAAUACCUUGCGUGAUCUCUGAUCGCUGUGGUGUUUCUAUUCGGGGUGGGUCUUUUAUGCCCUCUAGAGAGAAUAAGCCAAGUUGUUUUGCAUAUGUUGUGGCCAGCAGGCGGGCAGUGCUCCGCGAGGUUGAAGUGCCAAGUGCACUCGUAAGCAAGCUCUUUAGAAAGGGGCGGGUCGUCCAUUGGCAUGCUGCCCGCCUCUCUAAUGAGCCUACUGGACUAAGCACGAUUGGGACUCUUCCAUGAUUGAUGUUCUCCGAUUAGCACUGACGUGGGCAUGCUCGAUACAUCUGCGCCAACGAAAUCCGUUGCCUGAAGAAUCCCAUCAUUGUUAGUGAGGAUUCCAUGGCUAUGGCUUGCUUUCAUCAGUGCUCCUCGGUGUGUUUCAGGUGGCUUUAGGUUGCUGUUAACCGAUAGGACCACUCUGGUCAUGGCCGUCGGGGGAGGCACCGCCCUCGCCGCUGGUGUCUACACGACGAGGUCAACUUCUGAUCAGUGCUUUAGCUUUUCCAUUUUCCCUCUUCUUCUGCGUCUCAGUCUUCUUCGUUGAGCAAACUGCUGCUGUUGAUCGGCGCCUCUCUUCUUCUCCUUUGCUCGCCAGGGAAGGAGCCAGAGUGCUGUGGAACUACGUCAACAGGAUUUUGGGCCAACCUUCGCUCAUCAGGGAGUCGUCGAUUGCCAGGUUUCCAUGGUCGGGGCUCGUUUCACGGGUCAGAAGAGGGAUGCGGACUUCCCCGUCCGGUCAGAUUGAGCCAUCUCCGGGCCGGCACCCCGCUUUCGGCAACAUCAUUCUUCAUCCUUCGCUGCAGACGAGGAUCGAACGGUUGGCUCGAGCUACGUCCAACACCAAGGCCCACGAGGCGCCGUUCCGUAACAUGCUCUUCUACGGGCCUCCUGGCACGGGCAAAACGAUGGUUGCGAGGGAGAUGGCUCGGAAAUCGGUAGGCUGCUGCAACUCAUUUCCCUCUAAACGUGGAUGCUCGCCCAGUAGGCUGCUGUUCGUUCUCUUCGUAAUCUCUGAGCACGCACAAGGAAGAUGUUCGAGCUUGUAGACUAACUAGAUGGGGUUGGACGAUGAUGGUCUCAUUUUUCUUGGUAUGGAAGAUGGGCUUACAGGUCUCACAGGGUCUGUGCUGGCUGUCGACAGGGCCUGGACUACGCGAUGAUGACGGGGGGAGACGUCGUCCCUCUGGGCUCACAGGCGGUGACCAAGAUCCACGAGAUAUUCGACUGGGCGAAGAAGUCGAGAAAAGGUCUACUCCUCUUCAUUGAUGAGGCCGAUGCCUUCCUGUGCGAGUAAGCAUCCCUUUAUCUCUCCUUCUAUUUGGAGUAUGAUGGUGGCUAGAAAUCAUUGCACGGGCCUGUUGAGAAAGAGAGAGAUGAUGAUGAUGAAGAAGAAGAAGAACAGGUAGUAAGUGAGUGGCUGCAUCGUGGGCUGAUGAUGAACAACAGGAAGCUAGGGUGGUGAGAGUCUGAUGUUCUAUGGAAUGCAAGAUGUUCACAGUCGUUGUUAGUUGUCAGGGCUCGAAAUCGCAUUGUUGUUCUGAAGAUGAGGAAUUUGAUUCCAUGGAGUUUCUCGGACGUCUGAUCGAGGGGGAGCAGUCGGAGAGCAAGGAGGGAUUCUUACUUACGGCUGCUGGGUUUUGUUUUUGCAGGAGGAACAGCGCUCGAAUGAGCGAAGCCCAGCGGAGCGCCCUCAACGCGCUGCUCUUCCGCACCGGCGACCAGUCGAGAGACGUCGUCCUCGUCCUGGCGACCAAUCGGCCGGGGGACCUCGACGCGGCCGUCACGGACCGCAUCGACGAGGUGAUCGAGUUCCCGCUCCCCGGCGAGGAGGAGCGCCACCUACUGCUGAAGCUCUACCUGGACAAGUACCUGGCGGCGCCGCCGCUGAGCUCCGGCUGGUUCAGGAAUAAACCGCAGGAGGUCACCGUGGAGGACGACGUCUCCGAAGACGUGAUCCGCGAAGCCGCGCGGAGGACGCACGGCUUCUCCGGCCGCGAGAUCGCGAAGCUCGUCGCCGGCAUCCGAUCUGCCGUGUACGGUCGCGCGGACUGCGUGCUGGACUCGGAGCUGUUCAUGGAGAUGGUGGAGUACAAGGUCGCCGAGCACCACCGGCGCAUGGAACUCGCCGGCGACAGCGGACGGUGA